Messenger RNA from Procambarus clarkii (red swamp crayfish), 4875 nucleotides. RefSeq names its product probable G-protein coupled receptor Mth-like 3. The record is from RefSeq and is a predicted model, not a curated record. Gene Ontology annotation, cellular component: membrane. Gene Ontology annotation, biological process: G protein-coupled receptor signaling pathway; cell surface receptor signaling pathway. Gene Ontology annotation, molecular function: RNA-DNA hybrid ribonuclease activity; nucleic acid binding; G protein-coupled receptor activity. Lineage: Eukaryota; Metazoa; Arthropoda; Malacostraca; Decapoda; Cambaridae.
UUGCAUUAUGGUGUUACUGGGGUGUUUAUCAUAGAUAAUGUGAGGGCAACGCCGGUCCCCGCGGGCUUUCCUGAGCUGGUGACGCGCCCACCUGACAGUAGUGCAGGCGGCGUCCCCCUGGACGCUUCUCUCAUUAUAAAAAUAUAAAUGGUCUCACUUGGAGAACAUUUUUAGCAGUUUAUUUAUACAUUAUAUAUGGGAUUUAGUUAUAAAGAUUAGAUCCAGUAAAGUGUUUUCAGUCCAAUGAUACUUGAAAAGACGUCUAGGACCGGGCUUCAUCACUGUUAGGUGUGUUGAUGCCUCUGUAUGAAAUAUUGUUACAGUACACACUGAGUGGUUGGCUGUAAACACUUCCAAAGGACACCUGAUCCACAGGGCUGUGAUUUUCACGUCAGACUGCGUAAAGCGGCGUUUAAAGACUGGUCGACUAGAGCAUCAUCCAAGGAGCCUGGUUAGAGAUUGGGAUGUGGGAACACUGAUCGAUCCUGAUAGAUAUGUCAUGUUAACCUCAAGGUAGCACAAUACCAUGGGUCUGUGGAGUUUGAUGAAUGUUGAGGUGGUGGCAACGGUGAUCCUUGUGGCAGCGUGGAGAGCUUGUGUUGCAACCUCUACCCAGACACAUGCUGCCUUAUCUACCCAAUCACUUGCUUUUUCAUCUACCGAGGUAUUUGCUUCGUCUACCCAGCCACCUACUGCCUCAUCUACUGAGUCACUUGUUGCCUUAUCUAUUCUGGAACUUGUUGCCUCAUCUACCCAGGCACAUGCUGCCUCGCCAGUCACGUUGCCUCCUCAGAACACCGACUUUUUAAAUUUCACACUUCGGAAAUGUCGCUGUGAGAAAAAUAAUGUGCUGGAUGGUUCUGGUUGUAGAAGAAAAUCAACUGAAGUAGUCGUGUAUAAUCCAGCAAACAAAACAUCAGUCUUGGUCAAGACAAGCGAUUUUAGCAGCGUUCGCAUAGAAGAUGUUAAGUGUGACAAUGGCACCGAACGUGUGACCUUGAACAUAGCUACAAACGAUUUUGUUUUAUUUGCUGGACAAAUGGUUUGGGUAGAUGGAAGUAAGGUUCUCGGAGAGUACUGUAUCGAGCAUUUGGUACGCGGUGAAGAACUACACCAAGUAGCUCAUAUUUGCCUGCCUCCUCCUCAAGUACCUCAGUGCUGCCCCCCAGGACACCUCCUGGCUCCUGACGACUCUUGUGUCCCCAGCAGCAAUCGGCACACCUUUGCGCCGCCGAUAUUAUUUAAUAACGAUCUUGUGCCGUGGAAAGAUGUAGAUGGUAAUGUUAAAAAUGUUACAUGUGAUGGAAUACCAGUUGUUCGCCGUCUAUACCUUAAUACUCAAGAAGGGGAGCUCAUGUACAGCGUAUCGGGGACAUUGUUGAGAUGGACGCCCUUAUUCUGGCCUGAUCAAAAACAAUUUGAACAAAAUUACUGUGUAGGUAUGGAACUUGAUAAAAACAAUGAUGCACAGUAUAUUGCCAAGUUCUGCUAUGUAGAUCUAGUUAAGCACCACCAGCUGACAUGUAGUAACAAUACUUGUGUUAGAAAAUGCUGUGCCAAGAAUGAAAUUAUAUUGAUCCCACAAUGUAUAAUGGCAGCUCAGGUAGAAGAGAUAUGGGAACCUUCUUUCCAUAUCUUACAAGAAAAACUAACAUCAGUUAAGUUAGCAGCAGAAAAGUGGACUUUGGUGACCGGAAAUCCACUUUGUAGUACUUUUUAUCAACUGGACCCACUCAGAAUAGAUGAUGAUAAAUUCUACCUGUUAGAAAAUGGCUCCCUCCAUAUUCCUAAGCACCAGACCAGCUACCCAUCAACCCAUUACUGCGUUGACUCUUUCCUGACUGAAAAUGGUACGAUUAUGGAGGGCGCCAUGUUGUGUACAAAUGAAGACACCUGCUCCUGGAAGACGAUUGUCGACGUAGUGUUGCUGGGAAUAUCGUGUGUGUUUCUAGCAAUUACCCUUGGCGUGUAUAUGGGUGUGGCAGAGCUUAGAGACCGCACAUACGGACGCUGUCUCAUAUCUAUGGUGGCCGCCAUGUUGUCCACGUACAUCACCCUCAUCAUCAAUAACCAAGUGAGGGAGCAGUCCGACACCCAGUGCAUCAUAAGAGCAUUUAUUGGUCAUGUAUGCAGUCUGGCGACGUUCUUCUGGCUCAACGUUAUGUGUUAUGAUAUGUGGUCAACACUCAGGUCAUCCCAACAGAAACAUCACAGUAAAAAGGUGUUUAUGAUGUACAGCUUGUAUGCUUGGGGUUGUCCCCUGGUGGUGGGUGUGAUUGCCCUCAUCAUUGACAACUUUGGGAGUCCCAAUCUCAUAAGACCUGACUUUACAGGUGGUACUUGCUGGUUUCAUGGUAAUGCAGAAUACUGGCUCUACCUCUCUGGUAUAAUCUUUCUUCUGGUUAUGGUCAACUUAUUCUUUUUUGUGCACGUAGCAGUGACACUUGCACGGGACUUCAAACAGAGAAAAACAACAUUUGACAACAACACAAGCCACAGCAGUAAUUCAACUAAAACUAAAAGCCAUGCCUGGCUGUAUAUUAAGCUUUUUAUUGUCAUGGGCAUUGUGUGGAUAGCUGAGGCCAUCUCCAGUGUACAUCACAGGAAUACUUGCACAUACUGGAUUUUUGCUGACAUAUUCAAUGGACUACAAGGGGUGUUCAUCUUUAUUGUGACUGUCUGCAACAAGGACAAUAUAAAAAAGAUAAAAGAUGCUUGGCGUCCUAGACUUCAGAAUGUCCAGAAAACAAUGAUUUCUUUUCGUGGACAGACAACCACACCUAAUGCAAAUAGGCGAGGGACUGACUUCAGUAUGGCAAUGUCAGAAAGUUCUAGAAAAACUUCCGUUACAUCACUUCCCAGGAAAUGCUCAGUGGCUUCCAGUGUCUUCCAUUCCACUUCCAAUAAGACCAAAAGGGCAACAGCAUUAAGUGAUACUUCUGAAACCUCCAGGAAAUCUGCUGGCAUAGCUUCAUGCAGAAAGAGUGGUAGACCCUGAGGUGAUCAGCGGCCAGUUUACCUCCGCCUUCCUUGGGUUAUUAAUUUGAAUGGCAGAAUGUUGUAUUCAAGAAAUUAUCUGUUUUGAAUCAUAAAAUAAUCAGUCCAGUCUCAUAAUGUGACAAGCAAAUAGUGUGUGCUAUUUCUGUACUACAAUAUAUGAAUCUAUCCCAACCCAUCUAACCCAUCGAAACUGAUUCUCGUUAGUUCAGAAACACGUACUAUUCCAAUGUUUUUAUACUUCAUACCAGCAUUCAUAAUCUUUGCUUGGUUCCCUAGCAUACAAAUAUAAUGCAUCAAGUGUGAGGAUGAGUCGAGAUGAUAAUGUAGCACAGACUUCUCUCAAAAGUGAGAUAAAGAUGACUGAUUCUAUUUCCAAAACCAUUACCUAUUUUCACUUGCUAGGAAAAGCAGGUUUGAUAAAUUCAAUAGAAGAAAAUCCUGGGUUCUGAACCCAACUAAAUUAAUUCUGGAGUACAUUCAUACAUGAGGGUGUUUUUAAUUUUUGAACUUGUAUUAUAUGUGUAUAUAACUUUUUCCUUCUCAAAAACAAAACAAAAAUCUUACUGUAAAUAUAGAGUAUACAAGGGCUGAAGAGAUUUGCUAUAUGCAUACUGUGUUCUGUAUCACCAUUACUAUUGUAUAUUUCAAGAUAUAUUAGCCACUCUACUGUUUCAUGUUAUUGACUAGCUAAUUCAGUAACAAUGGUAUGGUUUAAAUUCCCGAAGUUACAUGGUUUCCCAUUCAUCUGUCUACCUGAAGAAGAAAUGAAAACUGAGUGAACAGUGUCUGCUGCCUGCACCAGGAAUAAAAUUUAAACAGGUAGAUCAGCAGCGUAACUAAUUAUUUACCUACUGGGAUACAGCUCAUGCCACUACAUAAAGUACAAUUAUAACAUAUAUUAUUUCUGGUUAUGUAAUAAUAGCUGCUAUCAUUCUCUUUGCUAAAUACUAUAUUAUUAUGCAGGUAUGUGCUAUUUUUGUCUCGAGUGUACAUGUAUUUAUUUCUGCAGUAUAUUGUUUUGUGUUGUAUGCAAAUGGUACAUACAUGAUAGCCAAGAUGCAUAAUAAUAUUUAAAGUAUUUACUAUAGUUCUGCAUUUAGCAGGGAUAUUUGAGCUUCUCAUUGCAGGUUUAGUGCUUAGGUUGAACUACACCAUGCAUCAUAUCAAGAUAGUGAACAUAUCAUUAUUUACCUUACUUUCUAUUAUUUCUUGUUAGUGAAUGAGUUACUGAGAGAUACAUGCAUACAUAUUGUACACUAAAAAAAUAUUUUGUUUAUAAUUUGUUAUUCAUAAUACAAUACUGGCACCUCUAUAGAAAAUAGUUUUCCUCUGGGUUAAUGCACUUUUAUCUUUGAAAAAAAUACAAAAAAUACUGUUCAUAGUUACAGUACUUCCAAAUUGUCUUCACUCUAUACAGUAAUAUAAUGUGCACUAUUUCAAGCCUGAAAAUAAUGCUAAAUCUGAUGCUUUAUACUUUAUUACUAUAAUUCAAACGUUCUAAUUACUGUACUCCCAAAUCAAAAUUAAAUUUUGGAAAUGUACUAGUAUUGUAGCUAGAGAUAAUUAUUGGACUUCAUACAUAUGAUGAAUGAAUCGAGUGUUAGCAUUGUGACCAGCCAUAUGAUAAGUUUGGUGACAUUUGGAGUUUUGUGUCUGUAAGCUUAUUGUUAUUUCUUAGUUUUUGUAUAGUAUUUUUGACUUACAACUGUAGUGUUUUAAUUUGUUUGUUAUACAGAAUUAUUAUAUGACAAUGACAAUUGACAGAAAUAUUUAUACAGCUGUAAUGCUUUUAUCAAGACUAAAUAUGGAUAAAAUCCAAGAUAUUUAUAUGUAGUUAUUUUCAUGGUAUUAAACACAUUAAAUAAAUAAUUGAAA